Messenger RNA from Suncus etruscus (white-toothed pygmy shrew), 1571 nucleotides. It is a transcript of the gene WNT5A, whose product is annotated as Wnt family member 5A. Bases 127 to 1269 code for a protein of 380 amino acids. Gene Ontology annotation, cellular component: extracellular region. Gene Ontology annotation, biological process: neuron differentiation; cell fate commitment; canonical Wnt signaling pathway. Gene Ontology annotation, molecular function: cytokine activity; frizzled binding. The transcript has 5 exons. NCBI's taxonomy places the organism in Eukaryota, Metazoa, Chordata, Mammalia, Eulipotyphla, Soricidae. The record is from RefSeq and is a predicted model, not a curated record.
CUCCUGUCGUCGCGCUCCGUGGAACCCCAAAGGCUGCUCCGGAUUGUCCCCCUUGGCUUAACCCGGCCCGCUGCGCUCCGCUGCCCUCGCCUGGGUGGCGGCGACUUCCUCUCCCUCCCCUUCACCAUGAAGAAGUCGUGUGGAAUAUUAAACCCAAGAGUUGCUUUGGGGUCUGCUGGAAGGGCAAUGACUUCCAAGUUCUUCCUAAUGGCUUUGGCCAUCUUUUUCUCCUUCGCCCAGGUUGUAAUAGAAGCCAAUUCUUGGUGGUCCCUAGGUAUGAAUAACCCUGUUCAGAUGUCAGAAGUAUAUAUCAUAGGAGCGCAGCCUCUCUGCAGCCAACUGGCUGGACUUUCUCAAGGACAGAAGAAACUCUGCCACUUGUAUCAAGACCAUAUGCAGUACAUCGGAGAAGGUGCGAAGACGGGCAUCAAAGAGUGCCAGUACCAAUUCCGACACAGACGCUGGAACUGCAGCACAGUGGACAACACCUCCGUGUUUGGAAGGGUGAUGCAGAUAGGCAGCCGUGAGACGGCCUUCACGUACGCUGUGAGUGCGGCAGGAGUGGUGAAUGCCAUGAGUCGAGCUUGCCGAGAGGGUGAACUUUCCACGUGUGGCUGCAGUCGGGCUGCGCGCCCCAAGGACCUGCCCAGGGACUGGCUGUGGGGUGGCUGCGGUGACAACAUAGACUACGGUUACCGCUUCGCCAAGGAGUUCGUGGACGCCCGGGAGAGGGAACGUAUCCACGCCAAGGGCUCUUAUGAGAGUGCUCGAAUCCUCAUGAACCUGCACAACAACGAAGCCGGCCGCAGGACGGUGUACAACUUGGCUGAUGUGGCCUGCAAGUGUCAUGGAGUCUCGGGCUCCUGCAGCCUCAAGACCUGCUGGUUGCAGCUGGCAGACUUCCGCAAGGUGGGAGAUGCUCUGAAAGAGAAGUAUGACAGCGCUGCGGCCAUGCGACUCAACAGCCGGGGCAAACUGGUGCAAGUCAAUAGUCGCUUCAACUCGCCUACCACCCAGGACCUGGUGUACAUCGACCCCAGUCCCGACUACUGUGUACGCAACGAGAGCACUGGCUCGCUGGGCACUCAGGGUCGCCUGUGCAACAAGACCUCCGAGGGCAUGGAUGGCUGCGAGCUCAUGUGUUGUGGCCGGGGCUAUGACCAGUUCAAGACGAUCCAGACGGAGCGUUGCCACUGCAAGUUCCACUGGUGCUGCUACGUCAAGUGUAGGAAGUGCACAGAGGUCGUGGACCAGUACGUGUGCAAAUAGUGGGCACUCGAGGCCUGCCUGUCACCCCAUCCCACUCCCAGGACCCACUUAUUUAUAGAAAAUACAGUGAUUUUUUUUAACAUUGUUUUGUUUUUUGGUUUUUUUUUCCCCAAGAAUUGCAACCAGAACCAUUUUUUUUGUUCCCAUUAUGAACUCUGUGGUUUAUUAGUAAUAUUAUGACUAUUAUUUGGCAGUAACAUGGGGGGGGUGGGAACCAAGACAAAUAUUUAUUUUGUGGAUCUUUUAUAAGGUAAGGUUAAAAAUAAUAAAAGGUAAGGCAAGACAUCUUUUGAUGGUACAGA